Molecule: messenger RNA, 1695 nt
Organism: Petromyzon marinus (sea lamprey)
Lineage: Eukaryota; Metazoa; Chordata; Hyperoartia; Petromyzontiformes; Petromyzontidae
Source: RefSeq, a predicted model, not a curated record
CACACACAGAACCACCCACCACUCCAUACACACAGAACCUCCCACCACUCCACACACAGACCCUCCCACCCUAUCAACCCCAACUCCUGCACCACCACCACGGCUCCUGCCUACCCUCUCUGCCAGUCGCACUCUCACGCACCCAGUGAGCCUCACGUUCCGCGAUCCUCACCUGCAAGCGAUAUUCCUCGUCCUGCUUCACGACGUUGUUAAUUUCUUAAAAUCUCUUUUUUUGUAUUUCGUUAAUUAUUUUUUCCAUUACUUUUCUCUUUUUUUCCUACCUGCAUAUGUCUCUUGCAGAGAAGAUGAAUGUCUCCACCAUCUCCACGGAUCUCCUGGCCCUGGGGGGACAGGUCGCCUCACCAUGGGGGGUUCAGGUCAUGGCCCCGACGGGGAACGGUGGCGGCGGAACGGGGGGCCUCACCUCGACGCCCGGAGUGGGGGGCCCCGUGCACGUGGUGCGGGUGGCGCCCUUCGCCGUGGUGUGCGUGCUGUCCAUGACCGUGCUCUUCGGCAUCUUCUUCCUGGGGUGCAACCUCCUCAUCAAGACCGAGGGCAUCCUCAACUUCCUCAUGAAGGACAGACGCGCCUCGCGCGACGUCGAGGCCACGGUCACGGCCACGUACUGAUCGGCGGCCCGCGGGGUCUGGCGAAGGGCGACCAGGCACGGACAUCUACCAGACAUCGCUACUUACUGGCAACGAGAUCUCAGCCAUCAACCAGACAUCGCUACUUACUGACAACGAGAUCUCAGCCAUCAACCAGACAUCGCUACUUACUGACAACCAGAUCUCAGCCAUCAACCAGACAUCGCUACCUACUGGUGACCAGAUCUCAGCCAUCAACCAGACAUCGCUACCUACUGGCAACAAAAUCUCAGCCAUCAACCAGACAUCGCUACCUACUGGCAACGAAAUCUCAGCCAUCACCCAGAUAUCGCUACCAACUGGUGACCAGAUCUCAGCCAUCAACCAGACAUCGCUACCAACUGGUGACCAGAUCUCAGCCAUCAACCAGACAUCGCUACCUACUGGUGACCAGAUCUCAGCCAUCAACCAGACAUCACUACCUACUGGUGACCAGAUCUCAGCCAUCAACCAGACAUCGCUACCUACUGGCAACCAGAUCUCAGACAUCAACCAGACAUCGUUACCUACUGGCAACGAGAUCUCAGCCAUCAACCAGACAUCGCUACCUCCUGACAACCAGAUCUCAGCCAUCACCCAGACAUCGCUACCUCCUGGCAACCAGAUCUCAGCCAUCAACCAGACAUCGCUACCUACUGGUGACCAGAUCUCAGCCAUCACCCAGACAUCGCUACCUACUGGUGACCAGAUCUCAGCCAUCAACCAGAUAUCGCUAAAUCCACAUUUACUCUUAAUCAGAUCUCUGCGCUCAACCAUGAACCAGGCAUCAACCAGUGACCAUCAUCUAUCAACCAUCGAACAAAUGGCUGUAUUGUCAACUCAACUACGAACCAGACCUCUGCAACUGCUGUCAAUCAGACAUCACGUAUCCACCAAAUGUAACUGCAACAAAACACAUCACCAAAAACGCCUUCACAAUCUUCUCCAACACCAUUACCACAUUUUCACAAUCACCACCAUCAUCAUCACCACCAUCACUACAAACACCAUCGCCACUGUCACCACCCGUUGACAAACAUCACCACCAUCACUACAAACAUCACCACCA